AUCUCGCCCUCAAUGAUGGAACACUAUUAUAGAGCAGCCACUCUUCCACAGGGACUUAGCUUGGUUUCGCCGUCUUAGUAUAUCCAUUGCCCCCAUUAUCCACUUUCUCUUCCCUUUGAUCUACUUGGGCUUUUGCUCUUCGGUCUCUAGUCGUCUUAUUCCCUAGAAUCGCUUCUUAGAGAAAGUAGCAAUGGCAGACGGACUCAACGAUGCACGUGCUCUAAGAAUGGCUGAGAUCUUCAACGACUACCGAACCCUCCUGGUGCACAUCUCCCAACAAGAUAUCCCAGUUCCCGCGGAGGAUUACUACGAGCCAGGCUAUGCGGUGAUCCGGGAGAGUUUGGCUGCUGCGCAAGCCCUAAUGUCGUCUAACUAUAACCCUGUUCCGCCAACCGGGAGGAAUGAUUUGGAAAUGGAAAAGGCUGAAUUUCGGAGAGUCAUACUUGAUAUAAGCUCACGCCGCUUUCAAGCUCAUAAGAUUUACCUCCGCGCGGCAGCAGGGAGAAGAUGGUCUAUUAAUCGGGCAGAUGCCCUGCAAAGGCCCCAACAGACACAUGCUUCUCGAUUGAAGCUAGUAGACGACACAUUCCGACAGGAGCUUGGCCAGGUGACAGAUGAAUACGUUGUGGCUGAUCUUCGGGCAGCCGAUAUACGCGCAGGCCAUUGGCUUGAUGAGGAUCCAUCUUUACAGGAAAUGCGGAAUUGGAUUCGAGAACAUCCAUGAAGCCACACUUCGCGUUAAGGUGAUUUGCCGAGGGCGAAUCAGAACCACGGCAUUUGAUUAAGCGCAGGUCGUUUAAUUACGCCUAGGAAGAGAUGUCCCUCUUCCACAAAAGUAAAAAAGUUCCCUCCCCCUCCUUUUUAUUGGGACUUGUUUUUAUUAUGAUGUUGUUGACGGUUAUGAUAUCCCCACAAGUGAUUGUUUAUGUUAGACGCUUUGAGAUUGUCGAACGUCCCUUUUUCUUUUCCACACUUAAUUACUCUUUUUUUU
This is a messenger RNA of Aspergillus caelatus, 991 nucleotides long. RefSeq lists its product as uncharacterized. Bases 191 to 724 code for a protein of 177 amino acids. The record is from RefSeq and is a predicted model, not a curated record. NCBI's taxonomy places the organism in Eukaryota, Fungi, Ascomycota, Eurotiomycetes, Eurotiales, Aspergillaceae. The transcript has 4 exons.